GUCGAUUUGGACGCUUUGCUCGAUAUGUCCACAGAUGAGCUUGUUAAGCUCUUUACCGCUCGAGCUCGCAGAAGGUGAUUUACAUUUGUAUGUUUCAGAGAGGUCUGAAGAGGAAGCCCAUGGCCUUGAUCAAGAAACUCCGCAAAGCGCAUCUUUUGUUUUAGUAUGGCUGAAAAAAUAUGAUAUAUAUAUAUAUUGUACCUGUAUCUGCGCCUGCGUCUGCACCUGCACCUGCUGCUGCUCCUACCUCUACAGUUACUGCCAUAGUCUAAUGUCUAUGGUCAAGCAGCAUCGAAUUUGGUUGCUGGAAGUAACCUUGAUGGAGCGGUCCGGCAAAUUCUUGAUAUGGGUGGAGGGACUUGGGAUAGGGAUACUGUUGUUCGAGCUCUUCGUGCUGCUUACAACCCAGAGAGAGCUGUUGAAUAUUUAUAUUCUGUCAGCGUCUUUACUUGUAUUUGAUCUCUUUUGUGAAUUUAUUUUUCAAAUGGGAAGUGCAGAAGCAUGACGAAAAUUUUUGUUUUUGAUUUA
This is a messenger RNA of Camellia sinensis, 528 nucleotides long. NCBI's taxonomy places the organism in Eukaryota, Viridiplantae, Streptophyta, Magnoliopsida, Ericales, Theaceae. The record is from RefSeq and is a predicted model, not a curated record.